GAAGAGUGAAGCCUCGUGGAGCGACGGUCAUUCUUGUAAAUGGAGCGUCUCCAGAUUGUGGGACUCUUGGUCCUGAUCGCUGCGUCCUCCAGCCUCAACACGACGGACGGGUUCAGGCCUGGCCCUGAGCCCUCCUACCUGAUCCUGGCUCCCAGGUCCCUCAGAUCCGGGAUCCCGGCCUCGGUGUCCGUCACCAUCCUGACCUCCUCAUUGCCGGUUGUCGUUUCUGCUCAGAUUCUUCUCGCUAACAAGACUCUGGCCUCAAACUCUGCUACAGUGGAAGGAGGUUCAACCAAGCUGCUGACGCUGCCGCCUAUCGACGAGAGCGACUCCAUCUACUCGAGCCCCUUCAUCCUGGAGGUCAGAGGUCACACGGGGGGCGUCCAGGUCUUCUCCAACUCCACCAAGCUUCACUUCAGCACCGUCGGCCUCUCCACCAUCAUUCAGACCGACAGACCCAAGUACCAGCCGGGGCAGGUGGUGAGGAUCAGAGCCGUGUCCAUCCGUCCUGACGGGAGGCCGGAGGUCAGCCCGGUGGACGUCAUCGUCAGAGAUCCGAGGGGGAACCUGCUCCGCCAGUGGUUGGAUGUAGACGGCGUCCUCGGGGUCGUGUCCAGAGAGUUUGAGCUUUCUGAAAAUCCUCCUCUGGGUGACUGGACCAUAGUCACCACGGUCAGAGAUGUUUCCAGUGAGAAGAAGUUCACGGUUGCUCAUUACGUUUUGCCAAAGUUUGAGGUGGUGAUAAAAGCUCCGGACGUCAUUUAUUACCAGGACACUGUGGACGGAGUCAUCACGGCAAAGUACAUGUAUGGUAAACCUGUUCGAGGACACAUGAAUAUAACGUACAUUCAUCACUUUCACGGCAUCGACGAAGCUUUUGAUGAAGACAGAGAGAUCGAUGGGACCGAUUUCUUCUCGUUUGACGUUCCCAUCGUUCACAUGAACAUGAGACCUUCCAGGAUGAUCUACUAUGACGGAUCCACACAGUUUCUAAAGAUCGUGGUUCACGUGACCGAACAUCUCACAGGUCUCACCUACAACAGCACGACAAAGGUGAUGCUGACAAGAAACAGAUACAAACUCACCUUUGAAGAUUAUCCCAAAACUCUAAAGCCCUUUUUAAACUUCACUGCCAGGCUGAAAAUUUCUACAUACAACAAUAAACCAUUGUCGCUGGCAGAUCAGCAAAAGAUAGUUGAAGUAUCUGCAGUGCAACGAAAACAAACUCCAUGGGUUUGGAUAAUGGAGGGAAGAGAGAAGCCUGAAAGUACCAACGCCUCAGAUCCAGAGGACAUGGACCCUAAAGGAAUGGAGUUUCCUGUCCCUGUAGACGGGGUGAUACCUCUCAGCAUCGAGAUCAUGAACGAAACAGAAUCGCUCUAUAUUGAUGCGUCUUUCGAGGACAGCUCCAACACUCUGCAGCUUCACAGAAGCUACACAUCCCCCAGUCAGUCUUACCUGCAGAUCCAGAAACCCUCCAGACCUCCAGAGGUUGGUUCAUCCCUCCAUUUGCACAUUGAGAAGAAUUUUGCAACGGCAGCUGUUCACUACAUGGUGAAGUCCAGAGGUCUCCUAGUGGCUGCUGGGACGAGCUCUGAAGAUCUGACUCUGGUUCCAGAAGUCUCCUGGGCUCCUCUGGCCUCCAUCAUCGUUUACUGCGUCAGUCCCAAGGGAGAGGUCAUCAACGAUGUGAUCCAGCUCCCCAUCCGACAAUUUCUGCAUAACCAGGUCUCUCUGAGCUGGAGCGAGUCUAAGAAGAGGCCAGCCGAGCAGGUCAACCUGAGGGUCACGGUGGCCGAGCCCGGGUCCCUGGUCGGGAUUCUGGUGGUGGACAAGGCGACGCGUUGGGCGGGAUCGCACAACGACAUCACAGAGGAGGCGGUGCUGAAGGAGAUUCAACAGUUUGGUGAUUCCGUGGUCGAUGGCGACACCAGCACACUCAGAAUAGGAGAUCCUUACACAGUCUUUAAGACCGUUGAUCUCAUCCCGUUGACGGACGCUGAUCUACAUGUCCAAACCAGGAUUUUGGAGUGGCUACUGUUCCCAGGGGAGGAAAUGUUUGACGUGACCCAGACUCACAAUCUCCCCAUGGAGCAACAACAGGAACCACACGAGCGCACUAACUUUCCAGAGACCUGGAUCUGGAUGGACGUCAACACAAGUGAUUCAACCACGAAGCAGAUUCCACUGACAGUGCCAGAUAGCAUCACGAGCUGGACAGCUACUGCUUUUGUCAUGUCUGAGAAGCUGGGUCUGGGUCUUGUGAAGCAGCCAGCAGAGCUCACAGUCUUCCAGGAUUUCUUCUUGUCCUUGAACCUUCCGGCCUACAUCAUCCGAGGAGAGGUGCUGGUGCUGGAGGUCAUUCUGUUCAACUACCUCCAACAGGACCAGCAGGUCAGGGUGAUUGUGGCAGAAAGUGAGACCUUCGAGUUCGUCUUCCCAGAUGACGAGGUUCUCUCCAUGGCCAGCGUUCGCCAGGUGUACGUGGAGAGUCAGAGCGGCGCCACCGUCCUCGUUCCCAUCAGGCCGCUCACUCUCGGAAAGAUCCCGAUCUCCGUGAAGGCCACAACGGCGUUUGCGUCCGACCUCGUCCGAAGGACCGUCCUCGUCAAGGCUGAAGGGCUGGAGGAGUCCUUCUCCUCCUCCCUGAUCAUGGAGCUUUCUCCUUCAGAGCCAUUUCUGUCCGGGAGCCUCAGCUUCUCCUUUCCCCCGGACGUAGUGGAGGGCAGCGGGAGAGCUUCAGUGACGGCCGUGGGUGACAUCCUGGGUCCGUCCAUCUCUGGUCUGGACUCUCUGAUCCAGAUGCCUCAUGGUUGUGGGGAACAGAACAUGAUCAACUUUGCCCCGAACGUCUACGUCCUCCAGUAUCUGAGCUCCACGGGCCAGAGCAGCCAGGACGUUAGGGACCGAGCCCGAGGCUACAUGCUGAAAGGUUAUGAGCGGGAGCUGACCUUCCAGAGAGAAGACGGAUCCUUCAGCGCCUUCGGAGACCAGGACUCAUCAGGAAGCACCUGGCUCUCCGCCUUCGUGCUGAGGUGUUUCCUGCAGGCGAGGCCGUUCAUCCCCAUCGAGGACCAUGUGCUGAAAAGAGCGGCGUACUGGAUCGGGGCCCAGCAGGGCGCCGACGGGAGGUUCGAGGAGCCGGGCCGGGUCAUCCACACCGAGCUGCAGGGAGGCCUGGACGGGCCCGUGUCCCUCACGGCCUACGUCCUCCUCGCUCUGCUGGGGGACGCCGACAUCAAGGCUCAGUAUGAGAGCAGGGUCUCUGCCGCCCUCAUGUACCUGGAGGGACGUCUGGCUCUGGGCGUCUCCAGUAACUACAGCCUCGGCCUCAUGGCCUACGCUCUGGCUCUGGCCGGGAGCUCCAGCGCUGAGAGGGCGCUGAGCGAUCUGAUUGGACGAGCUGAGAUGAAAGACGGCGUCCCGAUGUGGUCGUCCCUGGGCGGCGGGCUGUCGUCGUCGUGGCAACCCCGCUCUGCAGACAUAGAGAUGGCGUCCUACGUCCUGCUGUCUCUCCACCAGCUGGACCGGGUCUCGGAGGGCGUCGGCCUCAUGAAGUGGCUCAGCCGCCAGAGGAACCACGGAGGAGGGUUUGGAAGCACUCAGGACACGGUUGUAGCUCUUCAGGCUUUGUCCACGUUCGCUGGUCUCGUCGGGACUCGAGACUUUAACAUCAGAGUCAGAGUGAAGAGCGACGCCUCAACCACCGUCGCCACCUUCAGCAUCAACCAGGAGAACCACCUGCUCCAUCAGAGUCAGCAGAUCGAGCCAGAAGACGAGCUGAACCUCCAGGUGACGGCGGAAGGUCAAGGACUCGUCCUGGUUCAGCUGAACGUCUUUUAUAACGUCAGGACUGAGGUGCUGAUGAGGAGGAGGAGGGACGCCGGUGAGCGUGACGCCUUCCACCUGAACGUCAAACUGUUCGACUCUGACCUGGACUCCUGUCACCUGUUCAUCUGCACCAGAUUGUCCCAGGGUCUGGGCCUCAACAUGACCGGCAUGGCCAUCCUGGAGGUGGGUCUGCUGAGCGGCCUGAGUCUGCAGGAGGACGGGGUCCAGACCAACCAGGUGGUGAAGAGGGUGGAGACCCAGCCGGGGAAGGUGGUCCUGUACCUGGACUCUGUGACGACAGAGGAGAUGUGUCUGGAGAUCCCUCUGGUCAUGGAGUACAAGGUCGCCAAAGUCCAGGACGCAACCGCUCUCAUCUACGACUACUACGAACCCCGGAGGAGGACGGCUGCGACGUAUAAUUCGUGGAGGAUGAGCCACACUGAGACCUGCCAGCUCUGUGGGGACGACUGCAGCCUGUGUGGAGGGAAGUACGAGGGAUAUUUUCUGGACGCCGCUCAGCGCUGCAGCCUCCACUUCCUGCUGAGGGCUUUGCCUCCAGCUCUGCUCCUCCUCCUCCUCCUCCUCCCCAUGUGAACACGACUAAACAAACUGGCUCAGCUUCAGGUGUAGAGAUCUGUCAGGUGUGUUGAUCCCAUCUGUAGAGGGUGUAAUUUAGAUGUUCUAUUAUCAUGUGUUUUUUUUUCUUUUGAGAAUUGAUUCAAACCAAAGCAAAGCUCACAAACUCCCAUUUAAGUAUCUAUGGACAUGAACUGAUAUCAUUAAGCUACUGUCGUAAAAUCUUGUCACAACCAUUUU
Messenger RNA from Mugil cephalus (flathead mullet), 4647 nucleotides. RefSeq names its product CD109 molecule (gene cd109). The transcript has 33 exons. The record is from RefSeq and is a predicted model, not a curated record. Lineage: Eukaryota; Metazoa; Chordata; Actinopteri; Mugiliformes; Mugilidae. The coding region runs from base 40 to 4425 and encodes 1461 amino acids. Gene Ontology annotation, molecular function: endopeptidase inhibitor activity. Gene Ontology annotation, cellular component: extracellular region.